This is a messenger RNA of Saccostrea cuccullata (small rock oyster), 2183 nucleotides long. RefSeq names its product crossover junction endonuclease EME1-like. Gene Ontology annotation, biological process: double-strand break repair; resolution of meiotic recombination intermediates; mitotic intra-S DNA damage checkpoint signaling. NCBI's taxonomy places the organism in Eukaryota, Metazoa, Mollusca, Bivalvia, Ostreida, Ostreidae. The transcript has 11 exons. Gene Ontology annotation, cellular component: nucleus; Holliday junction resolvase complex. The record is from RefSeq and is a predicted model, not a curated record. Gene Ontology annotation, molecular function: crossover junction DNA endonuclease activity; ubiquitin binding. Bases 103 to 1992 code for a protein of 629 amino acids.
AAUACUCUGGAAUAUUAUGUGAACUUUAUGAACUAUAUUACGCGAGUUCACUUCCUAGUUUUAAGCGGAAAUGUUCCAAGGCACCCAUGAUUGGCGGAAAAAAUGAAUCUUGAUGACAGUGUGGCUCAGAUAUCGUCUAUGUGUCCUUCUUUCACACAUGAUGAAAUUAAACACGAUCUAUCCAUCACAAACAGCGUUGAACGAACAGUAAAUCGACUUCUUGACAGAUCCAUUUCUUAUGAAAAUGAAGCACAGCCGGUGUUGGAUUUCAGUAGUGAUGAUGAGGAAUUACCUGUCAUUUUCAAUCCUUCUAGUAAACCAAAUUCAUGCAAGGCAACUACAUUAAUUAACAUUCCAUCCGUUUCAAGUGCUAAACCAUCAAAUGGACAGAUUUCAAUUAUACUAGAUAGUGAUGAAGAAGAUAAAGAAAGUGCUAAAAUUUUAAAUAAAACAACUAAAUCAGCAUACCAUAGUAUGUCAGACAGUUCAGAAGAUGAAUCCUGUGUACUCUCUUUGAGAGACAGAAUAUUGGGAAGUGUGUCCAACAACAGUUCUAAGCCUACUAGCGUUGAAUCUAGUCCACUUUUAGAACCUAUCUCUGCUUCAAAGAGGAAACAUUCCUUAGAGAACAAUGUGAAAGGAAAUAUUUUACAUUCAGGAAAUCUAAACAGUGAAUUUAUUUCAAAUGAAGGAGAGUUUUCUGAGAGAUCAGAAUAUAGUGAUGGAAAUACAGAAAGAUGGAGUAUGCGGAGUGAGAGCCAGUCUACUAUAUCAUGUGUAUCAUUGUCUCAAUCAUCUGAAUGCAGUGGUGGAGAAGUUAUAAAGAAAAAGAGAACAAAGGAAGAAAUUGCAAUCCUAAAGAGAGAAGCUGAGAACAGAAAGAAAGAGAAAAAGAAAGCAAGAGAAGAAAAGGUACUGGAGAAAGAGCAAGAAAAACAAAGAAAGGAACAAAUUCGAAUUGCAGAAAGAGAAAUGAAGAAACAGAUGGGUGGAUCUAAAGACUGUUUGCAGGUGACAUUGAAAAUUUUGAAAACAAUAAUCUUCUCACUUGGAGGACACGGAGUAGCCAUCUUCAAGUCAUGUGAGACCCUGGGAAUAAAAUAUGUCACAGAGGAACAGGCAGUACCCUUCAGUAUCACAUGGAGAAGACAAAUCACCAGUAUCAAUGUGUCAGAAGAAAAUCAGACUUUGAUUCAUACAGAACAGAAAGAAAGAGAAAAAGAAAGCAAGAGAAGAAAAGGUACUGGAGAAGCAAGAAAAACAAAGAAAGGUCUUUUUAGAAACAGAUCCUGUUGUCUGCAGGGCCAGUAUGGAGUGGAAAAUGAAGGACCCACACUAAAGAGCUAUGUACACACAAUAAAACAACACAUACCCAACUCCAUCUUAUCUUUUGUGGUCAUAGGAAUGGAAAAAUAUUUCAGAGAUCAGAAAACAAAGGUCCAGAGGAAACAUCGAGCUGCGGUUCUGUCCAGUGAGAGAGUGGACACCAGCACCGACCCCGGCAGUGUCAACAGACUCGAUGUGGAAGAGGGUAUAACAGACAACCAGCUGCAGACAGAUGUUAUGGUUUAUCUAUUGGAGACUUCUGAGGAACUUGCGGAGUUUGUACGCACCUUCUCAAAGGCAGUGGCAGAGAAACCUGCAAAAAAAGAUCGCCUACAGUCUGCUGUCUUCGAUGAUGGUGUAGCCACAGUAAAAGUGGACAAGAAUGGACAGGGUCUUCUGAAAGUUUGGAAGCAGCAGCUGAUGCAGUUUAAAAACAUCAGUCCUGAUAUUGCUGAUGCUAUUGUUGUGGCUUACCCAUCUCCACAUCUUCUAAUGGAGGCAUACAGAAAAUGCAGUGAUUCAAAUGAACAACAGAAAUUGCUGGAAAAUAUUGUUGUAAGAAGAGGAGCUGGGGUGCUGGAGACUUCUCGCAGAGUGGGAAAAGAGAUGUCCAGGAGAAUCUACACUUUUAUGCUCAGUGAUAAUCCCAAUGAAAUUAUCAAAUAACACUUUUGUGCUCAGUGAUAAUCCAAAUGAAAUCAUCAAAUAAUGUGAUGUGCAUUGAUGAAUAGAUUUAUCAAGCAUGAACAACCCUGAAACAAUACUCUCUUUGUCAUUUUAUAUCCAUGUGAUUUUUAUUGAAUUAGACUUUUUAAAUUUGCAUGGAAUGUUCUUAUUAAUGGAUAUCUAAAUAAACU